AUGGAGUUUCCCACACUCGCAUCCCCUCUCAGGAUUGGGGGACUCGAUGUUAAACAUCGCGUAGUCAUGGCGCCUCUAACUCGCUGCCGCGCGGAUGAUGAACAUGUCCCUCUACCUAUCUCCCUUGAGUAUUACGCGCAACGGGCAAGUGUCCCGGGCACCCUGCUCGUGAGCGAAGGCACCUUCAUUUCCGCCCGGGCGGGUGGCAUGAACAACGUCCCUGGAAUCUGGAAUGAGGCCCAAAUUCGGGGCUGGAAAACAAUUACCGACGCGGUGCAUGCUCGAGGCAGCUACAUAUUCUGUCAACUCUGGGCAUUGGGACGCGCCGCGAUCCCAGAGAUUCUUGCCAAAGACGGCAAAGACGUUAUUUCGAGUGGGGAUAUUGCAUUGAUGCAGACGAGUGCCACUCCUCGUCCGCUUUCCAAGGAGGAAAUCUGGGAAUGGAUUGGUGACUAUGCAACAGCGGCUAGGAAUGCGAUUGCAGCCGGGUUCGACGGGGUUGAGAUUCACGGCGCGAAUGGCUAUUUGUGUGAUCAAUUCCUGCAGGAUACCUGCAAUAACCGAGUCGAUCGGUGGGGUGGGAGUGUUGAGAACCGGUCGCGAUUCGGACUGGAGGUGGCCAAAGCCGUCUCGGCCGCGGUGGGAUCGCAUCGAACGGGUUAUCGGAUCAGUCCCUGGAGCACCUUCCAGGGAAUGCGCAUGCAGAACCUACAAUCACAAUUCACCCACCUGGUAGAAAACCUCCGCUUGCUGGACCUCGCCUACCUGCACGUGGUUGAGCCGCGCAUAUCGGGCGCUUCGACCGUCGAGGCAGAGGAAGAAGACCACACCUUCCUGCUGCAGGCCUAUGGCUGCGACCGUGUGGUGAUUCUUGCCGGGGGGUUCACUGCGGACUCUGCGGAACGGACAAUCCAAGACUAUCAGCAUUCCCAGAUCGCCAUCGCGUUUGGCCGUCACUUCCUCUCUAACCCGGAUCUCCCCUUCCGCCUCACCAAGGGCAUAGAAUUGAACCAGUACGACCGGCCCACCUUUUAUACGCCUAAAUCCCCAGUGGGAUAUGUCGAUUAUCCGUUCAGUGAAUCAUUCCUCAGUAGCACAGGUGUAGCUCUCAAUUAA
Molecule: messenger RNA, 1116 nt
Organism: Aspergillus versicolor CBS 583.65
Lineage: Eukaryota; Fungi; Ascomycota; Eurotiomycetes; Eurotiales; Aspergillaceae
Product: alkene reductase
Exons: 1
Coding region: 1-1116 (371 amino acids)
Molecular function (GO): FMN binding; NADPH dehydrogenase activity
Source: RefSeq, a predicted model, not a curated record